Messenger RNA from Limulus polyphemus (Atlantic horseshoe crab), 3953 nucleotides. RefSeq names its product protein pangolin, isoforms A/H/I/S-like. Gene Ontology annotation, cellular component: beta-catenin-TCF complex. The record is from RefSeq and is a predicted model, not a curated record. Gene Ontology annotation, biological process: canonical Wnt signaling pathway; regulation of transcription by RNA polymerase II. The transcript is spliced from 3 exons. Lineage: Eukaryota; Metazoa; Arthropoda; Merostomata; Xiphosura; Limulidae. Gene Ontology annotation, molecular function: RNA polymerase II cis-regulatory region sequence-specific DNA binding; DNA-binding transcription factor activity, RNA polymerase II-specific. Bases 16 to 540 code for a protein of 174 amino acids.
CAAGGGGUGGGGCAAAUGACGUUAAACAAUCCAAAGAAAUGCCGGGCUAGGUUUGGACUAGAUCAGCAAAGCAGUUGGUGCAAGCCUUGUAGGAGGAAAAAGAAGUGUAUUCGGUAUUUGGAGGGUGCAGAUAACGGGGAAAGUGAGGACAAUUUAGGUAGUAUUGGUAGUGUAGAUGCUCCAACACCCGACUCCAAAAGUGACGACGAGAGUGAUCUAGAAGGCAACUCCCUGAACACUUCUGAACUUAGUCUCUCCAGUCCUCCAGUUCCUAAUGACAGUGAUGUAAAGCAAGAACUGAGUGAAAAUGGAGUUCUAAGUAAUUUUUCUCAUCCUUCGUGUUCCACUCUAGGCCCUCAAAGAAGCAGUCACCCAUUUAGCAUUCAGCACCUAACGGCUCCACACUGUAACAGCUCCAGUGUAGUCUCUCGUAAAAACUGUGACAGUAAAUCAUCAAACAUCCCCAUUCCUCAACUACCAACUCCUCCCUCUACGGAUUCAUCCACAGCAACAGUCCCACAGCUGUUGACUGUCACAUAGCUUCAGUCCUCUUAAGAAAAGGCUUAAGAAGGAACUGUUUGAGAAAGAUGAACGGACAAUAUAUGUAUGUAGAUAAUGAAUUUUUCUUAUAGUGGCUGUUCAUUAAUUCUGUUGUUGCUAGAACUUUUUGUUGUUGUUGUUUUUUCUAUUACUAUGGUGCUGUCUUGAAGCAAAGCAAAAUUGCUGUGAAGUUUGAAAAUGAUUUUGUAACAAGGUUCAUUGAGAUAUAUAUGACAAUCAGUUGUUGAAAUUGUGUUCAGUUUGAAUGAGAAAUUUAUGUUUUAAAUGUUAGACUAAGUACAGAUUGUCUACACCGUCACUCGUUAGAAAGUAACAGAAAUUAUUUUUGAAUGUUUGUAGCACAGUUGAUAGCUAACUUGACUCUUGGUCUUUCUAGAAAUUUGUGUUACUGUUUCUGUCCUCUUUCCACAAUGAACAUAACCACCGAAUAUCUUUACAGUGCUGCUCUCGUUGUUAAAUAACAUCAUUUUUCUUAUCACUAAGGUGAGCAAUAUGUGUGUAUUUUAAAAUGUAAGAAUGAAGUUUUCCACAUUGUUUCUUUUUUUUAAUUCUCAAGUUUUUUGAUACAGUUUUAGCAAUUGUUACUGUUCAAAUUAAACGUACUUUUCUGGAUGGAGACUGUAUGUCAUUGAAUUCAGUGAUACCUUGAUCUUUGUUUAGGCCUCUAUCCAAGUUGAUUUCCAGUGCCCUGUCUUAUCAAAGUAUUUGGAUGUCUUCCUGCAUGAAAUGAGCAUAUUUAAUAACUGCAGAUGUCUAAGCAUAACACAUUCUGUAUACUUUAUUUUGUUUAAUGUUGUUUUUAACUCCCCAGUGUCUUCCACCCACAUAAACAUCAUGUACCCUAACAGCCUUCUUAUUUUAUACAGUAUUCAGUGUAGUUUUCUACUUAAUCCUUUGACAUAGUAACAACAGCUGAUAUUUUCUUGGAUUACUAGUAAACUGUUUAUAGGCACAAUUAAUACCUCAUACCUUGAUAGUUUUAUGUCCAAUAUUUCUGUGAUUUACCUGGCUCUAUUCAGAAUCAAAUUAUGUCCUGUGUUAGUUGGGUAGCAAUCAGAAGAUCAUAUAUGACAGACAUAGAGACAGUUAAAAUCAGUAGAAGAAACUUUCACUGCUAAUUUAUAUUGAACUAGAAAUAUAAAAACAACAGUAAGGACAGAAAAUAUUCAAAAGAAAAACAUUGAAGUAAGAAGGCUUGUAAUCCACGAACAAAUGAGGUGACAGGCUGUGUAAAAUAUCAGAAUAGCUGUCAAAACACUGGAACAUCCUGAGUCAUGUAAUCAAUAAAAAAAAGAACAAAUUUAGUUACAUAAUAACAUUUACAAGUGGGUUGGAGUAAACAAAACCUACACUAGAACAGGAUUGUAAAAUACUUUUUAUAGGACAGUACUUAAAUACAUGGACAAGAUGGUGGCUACCAGGAGAGGAGCACGGAGAAAUCAGUUUUGACAUAUAUGGACAAGAUGGUGGCUACCAGGAGAGGAGCACGGAGAAAUCAGCUUUGACUGAAACACCUGAAAGAGGCACUAAUAAAGGCUUAAAAAAAAGAUCAUGGUAGCAUUACACAUAAUCCACACAUAUGUGCUUAGAAACUAUUUGUUUUUUGUAUUUCACCUCUGAACCCUCAUCAGAUGGCAACAGAGUCAAUCUUAAGAUAAAUAUUGUUUUAAUGUUAUUGCCCCAUGUUCAUAGUAUUGUUGUAAUGGUAGCAGUUGUUGCAUGUUUAAUGUCAUAUCUAAUUUCUUUUACAAAUUUUAAUAUUUUAAAUUGAUCAUCAAUUAGUCCCAAAAUAAAAACAUCUGAUAAUGUUUUCUGACCUUACAGACAAAUGUCAGUGAAUUACAUAACUGAAAGUGUGGAGUAAAAAGUCUUGUUUUUGUGUGUUAAGUAUAUAUAUAGUAUCAAGUUCAUCACUUCUCUGUGUAUUCUUUUCUCUGCCAAUGUGUAUCUUGUGUUCUGUUAUAAAUACUUGCUUUAACAGUUUCAGCAUUUUUACAGACUGAAGCAAAGGGUUUUAUACUUUCUGGUUUCAUUCAGUAUUUACAUUUUGAUGUAAAGAGCUACCUCACCCAUUUAUUUUUUAUUGUAUCUUAAAAGUCUGGUGAUUUAAAUUUUUGAUUUUAAUACUUUUAGUUUAAAUCUGUCUCAAGAGUAUAUCUUGAGAUACCAGAUAAAGUUACAUAGAAGUUAAUGGUUUUUGUGACAUUAACUUUCAUUGUAAAAACUACGUUACUCCUUCCAUCACAGUUUGAAUGGCCCCCCACACAUCAGUGAUAGGUGAAAAAUCAGAACAGUGUCGUGUAUUGCAGUCUAAUUUUGUUCAUUACAAUUAGCACUAAAGUAUUUCUACAUUUUUUAACUUCAAGUUCAAAUAUCAAUUUUAUUAAAUUUUAAAAAUCAUUAUUUUAAAACAUAGAAUGAAUCUGUAGUUCAUUACCAUACCACAGUGUUUAUUUAAGUUGUUUUUAAUCAAACAGAAGAAAGACGUACAUAUUUAGUACUUGCAUUUAAUGUUGCACCUGAAUAUGCCAAUUUUUUCUUAAUAGACAAAAUCGAAUAAACCUAAAAAUUAAGGUAAUAAUGCUGUUGUUUUUGGACAUAAUAAGAAAUAAGUUUUCUAUCUUAAUACAAGAGUCGUUGACUAGGAUUUUUUUUUUUUUUAUUCAUUCAUGAAAUUAAGUUAGUUUUAAAAAUGCACAUCACUUGUUUUUUACAGUUACUCAAAAAUGUUUAGGUACUUUAAUGUUAAGCUGGAGCUAAAAGCUUCCACAUCUGCAUUGUAAUAGAUUUUUAUAAUAGAUUUUUGGUAAUUAUAUUAGUAUGUGUUUGAAAGGUAAAGUUGAGUAAAGCUGUUUGACACAUUUCACAGUGGAGUGUAUAUUUUGUCAGUUGAUGGCUAGAUGAAGAGGCAAGCUUGUUGUUGAGAAGCCAAAACAUCAGUUUAAUGUGCUGUUACUUUCACUUGUUUGGAAUGAUUUAGUCCAGUUGUGACAGUCACUGAAUGGAAUUUGAAAUUAAAUAGUUACUGAAAAGUAGGUUUUAGAGAAGAUGUUUCUAUUAUUACAAAACAAGCAUUUAUUGUUUUUGUUUUAAGUUUAAGAUUGUAAGUGAUAACUAUCAGCUGGAAAUAUUUAUGAUGAUGUUAAAACUCCUAACAUUUCCACAUAUGUUAGCAUUGAAUGAGACAUUAAAUGAAUAACACUAUUCUCAUCAAAGUUUUGUGUUUGUUACAGACACUGUUUUUAUUUCUUUACAUCCAAACUGUCAGGUGCUUAAAGAGGUCCUAAAUGGAUGUAUGUUUUAAGUUUUCUGCAUUUUUACUGUGUAUAUGACAAAUAUUUGUAGUAGAAUGAGUGUAAAUGAAUGUUGAAUAAAACAUGUACAGCUUUUUA